CGGGGUGAGGUUGCCCGCGGAGAGCUCUUUGGAUGGCCCGGUUCUCGCCCACCGAGGACUGGCCGUCUCUUAUUUCCCAUAAGCCUGUGGGUCCGUUUCCGGUGUCCUGAAGGUUCUCGGGCUCCGCGCGGUGAGUUGCUCGUGUCGGAGGAAGUAGUCAGCGCCGGGUCAGAACCCGCAGCCAGUGUGGGGGUGACUUCGGGAAGCGCCCGAGGUGAGGAGGCCCGGCUAGCGGACUGGGUGUGUCGCGUUCGGAGCCUCCAGCCUGUGUGUGCGCUAGCGGCUGAGCAGGAUGGUGCGUGCCUCCGUGAUGGUGUAUGCGAUUGGGAAUGUGUGCCCGGGUGAUGGGGUGCGUGGCCUUGUGGUUUUGCUUUGGCUGUGUGCUCUGGGUUCCCUCUAGACUUUCUUUGGGCCUGCCAAAGUCAAAUGCCCGCAAGAGAAGGGGUCCUACCCUAAGCCCUAGAGGGAACGUUUCACGCCAAGAAGGCAGAGGGCUAGUCUUGGGAUGAGAAUCGUACAUCCGGAAGUGUCCUGGUGACAUGCUUCUUGGAAGACGUGAUGGGGGAGGCCCCAGAGGUGAGGUUCGUAGAAGGGGCGCGCGUCUCGGAGCUCCUUGGGAGCCAGCGACAUGGUUCAGAGCAGCCAGACCUUCGUGCCCAGCAGCUGCUGUCAACUCAGAGACAGAUUGCAACCUUCCUUCCUUUCAAUUCCGUUGGGUUUUGUGUGGCUGAAGGUGAAUACGGCUGUAGGCGGUGUUUCGGUUUUCCUUUUCUGUUUUUUGUUUUAGUUAGGUCUGUGCUCCAAGAAAUGCUGGUGUCUCAUGAGUCUUUCGGUGUCCCCCUCCCGCACCCCCACCCCCACCCCCACCACUCCCACUGCUGCCGGGUUUCUAAGAAGGAUCCUGAGGAGGAGGGAAGAAUUGUUGCAUAUUUUGAAGUCAAGGAUCAGGCUCUGACUUUUCUGGAUUCUGUGCUUCACCAAUAGAGGAACCCCAUGGAUUAUUAAUUAGUUCUUGCAAUUCUAGAACCAUGACUGAUGGCUUGGUGACUUUCAGGGAUGUGGCCAUCGACUUCUCUCAGGAGGAGUGGGAGUGCCUGGACCCUGCUCAGAGGGACUUGUACGUGGAUGUGAUGUUGGAGAACUAUAGUAACUUGGUCUCAUUGGAUUUGGAGUCAACAUAUGCAACCAAAAAUAAAAUUUCAGAAAAAGACAUUUUUGAAAUACAUUUUUCCCAAUGGGAGAGGACGGAAAGAAGUAAAACUCUUGGCCUUGAGGCAUUCAUUUUCAAAAAUAAUUCUAAGUGCAAAAGCAAAUUGGAGGGACUACAGGGACAUCAAGAGGCAUACUUUAGUCAAAUGAUAAUUAGCUAUGAAAAAAUGCCCACUUACAGAAAAAGCAAAUCUUCUAGUGCACAUCAAAGAAUUCAUAAUAGAGAGAAACGCUAUAUUUGUAAGGAAUGUGGUAAGGCUUGUAGUCAUGGGUCAAAACUUGUUCAACAUGAGAGAACUCAUACGACUGAAAAACACUUUGAAUGUAGUGAAUGUGGGAAGGACUUUUUUAGUGCCUAUCAACUUACUGUGCAUCAGAGAUUCCAUACUGGUGAGAAACCCUACGAAUGUAAGGAAUGUGGGAAGACCUUUAGUUGGGGAUCUAGUCUUGUUAAACAUGAACGAAUCCAUACUGGUGAGAAACCCUAUGAAUGUAAAGAAUGUGGGAAGGCUUUCAGUCGUGGCUACCACCUCACUCAACAUCAGAAAAUUCAUAUUGGUGUGAAAUCUUACAAAUGUAAGGAAUGUGGGAAGGCCUUUUUUUGGGGCUCAAGCCUUGCUAAACAUGAGAUAAUUCAUACAGGUGAGAAACCUUAUAAAUGUAAAGAAUGUGGGAAGGCCUUCAGUCGUGGUUAUCAACUUACUCAGCAUCAGAAAAUUCAUACUGGCAAGAAGCCUUAUGAAUGUAAAGUAUGUGGAAAGGCUUUUUGUUGGGGCUAUCAACUUACUCGACAUCAGGUAUUUCAUACUGGCAAGAAACCCUAUGAAUGUAAGGAAUGUGGGAAGACCUUUAAUUGUGGCUCAAGUCUUAUUCAGCAUGAGAGAAUCCAUACUGGCGAGAAACCUUACGGAUGUAAAGAAUGUGGGAAGGCCUUCAGUCGUGGCUAUCACCUCACUCAACAUCAGAAAAUCCAUACUGGUGAAAAACCUUUUGAAUGUAAGGAAUGUGGGAAGGCUUUUAGUUGGGGUUCAAGCCUUGUUAAACAUGAGAGAAUCCAUACUGGUGAGAAGUCCUAUGAAUGUAAAGAAUGUGGGAAGGCCUUUGGUAGUAGCUAUCAACUUACUCGACAUCAGAUAUUUCAUACUGGUGAGAAGCCCUAUGAAUGUAAGGAAUGUGGGAAGACCUUUAAUUGUGGCUCAAGUCUUGUUCAACAUGAGAGAAUCCAUACUGGCGAGAAACCUUAUGAAUGUAAAGAAUGUGGGAAGGCUUUCAGUCGUGGCUAUCACCUUACGCAACAUCAGAAAAUCCAUACUGGUGAGAAACCUUUUAAGUGUAAGGAAUGUGGGAAGGCCUUUAGUUGGGCUUCAAGCCUUGUUAAACAUGAGAGAAUCCAUACUGGUGAGAAGUCCUAUGGAUGUAAGCAAUGUGGGAAGGCCUUUGGUAGUGGCUAUCAACUUACUGUUCAUCAGAGAUUUCAUGCUGGUGAGAACCCUUAUCAAUGUAAGGAAUUUGGGAAGACCUUUGUUAAUGGCUCAAACUUUGUUCAACAUGAGAGAACUCAUAGUAAUGAUAAACCUUAUGAAUAUAAAGAAUGUGGGGAAGCCUUUAUAUGGACAACUUAAAUGAGACAAUUGAUACUGAUGAAACUUUAUGAUUGAAGAGAUGUGAACACAUUUUUUAUGUGUACGAACAAUACAAGGAGAAUCUUACUCUUGAGAAAACUUAUAAAUGUAGCGAAUGUGUAAAACCCUUA
This is a messenger RNA of Lynx canadensis (Canada lynx), 2962 nucleotides long. It is a transcript of the gene ZNF283, whose product is annotated as zinc finger protein 283. Bases 1029 to 2831 code for a protein of 600 amino acids. The record is from RefSeq and is a predicted model, not a curated record. Gene Ontology annotation, biological process: regulation of DNA-templated transcription. The transcript is spliced from 4 exons. Gene Ontology annotation, molecular function: RNA polymerase II cis-regulatory region sequence-specific DNA binding; DNA-binding transcription factor activity, RNA polymerase II-specific. NCBI's taxonomy places the organism in Eukaryota, Metazoa, Chordata, Mammalia, Carnivora, Felidae.